UUUAGAACUGUUGUAAACAAAUUUAAUGCCGGUGUUAGUAAUUUAAAGGACGAAAUAAUUUUUUUAAAGUUUCUUGAUUGAAAAUCUUUGUCAAAAUGGAUGGAAAAGAUCUUUGUUUGUUUGAUAUCGAUGGGACCUUGACUCUUUCUCGCCAACCAAUUGAUCCAGAUAUGAAAGCUUUUUUGACAGAACUACAUAAAAAAGUUGCCAUUGGCUUGGUUGGAGGAUCAGAUUUAAAAAAAAUUCAGGAACAAAUGUUGGACCCACAGCUGGAAAAGGCGUAUGAUUAUGUUUUUGCCCAGAAUGGACUUGUUGCAUUCAGGGACGGAAAACUUGUUGGGAAAGAGAGUAUUCUUGAACAUAUGGGAGAAGAAAAGUUGCAGCCUUUCAUUAAUUUUUGCUUAGCAUAUAUGUCAAAAUUACAUCUGCCUGCAAAACGAGGCAAUUUCGUAGAAUUCCGAUCAGGUCUUAUUAAUAUAUGUCCUGUUGGGAGAUCUUGUACACAAAAAGAACGAGAAGAAUUUGCUGCUUAUGAUAAAGUGCAUAAAAUCCGAGAAAAAUUUAUUGAGGCUGUUCAAAAGGAAUUUCCUGAUCUAGGCUUGACUUAUACUAUAGGUGGACAAAUAAGCUUUGAUUGUUUCCCCACUGGUUGGGAUAAGACAUUUUGCUUGAAGCAUAUAGAUAGAGAUGCCUUUAAAAACAUUCAUUUUUUUGGAGACAAAACAUUCCCAGGAGGAAACGACUAUGAACUAUUCAGCCAUGAAGCUGUCAUAGGUCAUACUGUAACUAGUCCAGAGAAUACGAUGGAGCAAUUGAAACAAAUGUAUUUUAAUUAAAUGUUCAUAUGUGUUUGUAAUUUUUAUUGUGUGUAAAUAAAUCCAUUUAGUUAUUC
Molecule: messenger RNA, 892 nt
Organism: Argiope bruennichi
Lineage: Eukaryota; Metazoa; Arthropoda; Arachnida; Araneae; Araneidae
Product: phosphomannomutase 2-like
Exons: 7
Coding region: 96-836 (246 amino acids)
Biological process (GO): GDP-mannose biosynthetic process; mannose metabolic process; protein N-linked glycosylation
Cellular component (GO): cytosol
Molecular function (GO): phosphomannomutase activity
Source: RefSeq, a predicted model, not a curated record